Messenger RNA from Diceros bicornis minor, 7307 nucleotides. It is a transcript of the gene SPTA1, whose product is annotated as spectrin alpha, erythrocytic 1. The record is from RefSeq and is a predicted model, not a curated record. The transcript has 51 exons. NCBI's taxonomy places the organism in Eukaryota, Metazoa, Chordata, Mammalia, Perissodactyla, Rhinocerotidae. Gene Ontology annotation, molecular function: actin filament binding; calcium ion binding. Gene Ontology annotation, biological process: actin cytoskeleton organization. Gene Ontology annotation, cellular component: cortical actin cytoskeleton; plasma membrane; cell projection. The coding region runs from base 1 to 7236 and encodes 2411 amino acids.
AUGGCAAGUGGUGGGCCAAAGGUGCUGGAAACAGCGGAGGAGAUCCAGAAGAGGCGUCAGGAGGUGUUGUCUCGGUACCAGAGGUUCAAGGAGCUGGUUGCUGAGAGGGGUCAGAAGCUUGAAGAGUCUUAUCACUACCAGGUUUUCAGACGAGAUGCAGAUGACCUGGAGAAAUGGAUCUUGGAGAAACUUAAGAUUGCAGAAGAUAAGAGCUAUGAAGACCCAACUAACAUACAGGGGAAAUAUCGGAAGCAUGAAUCCUUCGAAGCAGAGGUACAAGCAAAAUCAAGGGUCAUCCCUGAACUGGAAGAAAUCAGAACAGUUCGAUUUCCUGAGGGACAUUUUGCCCAUGAGGACACCAAGGACCACCUAGAUGAAUUGCGCCAUCUGUGGGACCUGUUGUCAGAGCUGACUCAGGAGAAGGGUACCCUGCUGCUGCGGGCCCUGAAGCUACACCAGUACUUGCAAGAGUGUGCUGACAUCUUGGAGUGGAUUGCAGACAAGGAAGCUAUAGUGACAUCAGUGGAGCUAGGUGAGGACUGGGAGAAAACAGAGAUUCUGCAUAAGAAGUUUGAAGAGUUCCAAGAAGAGCUGACAGCUCGAAAGAGGAGAGUGGAUCGAGUGAACCAAUAUGCCAAUGAGUGUGCUGAGGAGAACCACCCCGAGCUGCCCUUGAUUAAGUCAAAGCAGGAUGAGGUGAAUUCUGCCUGGGAGCGUCUCUACAGUCUGGCUCUCCAGAGACAGAAAUCACUGUCUGAUGCUACAGACCUCCAGCGAUUCAAAAGGGAUGUUACCGAAGCCAUCCAGUGGAUCAAGGAGAAGGAGCCUCAACUCACCUCUGAAGACUAUGGCAAAGACCUUAUUAGCUCUGAGGCACUGUUUCACAAUCACAAGAGACUUGAGAGGAGCCUUGCAGUCAUGGAUGACAAGGUGAAGGAGUUAUGUGCCAAAGCAGAGAAACUUAAGCUUUCUCAUCCUUCAGAUGCACCUCAGAUUCAAGAGAUGAAAGAGGAUCUGAUCUCCAACUGGGAGCACAUUCGAGCAUUGGCUACCAACAGAUAUGCAAAGCUAAAGGCUUCUUAUUGGUACCAGCGAUUCUUAUCUGACUAUGAUGAGCUCUCUGGCUGGAUGACGGAGAAGACUGCUCUGAUCAAUGCUGAUGAGCUGCCUACAGAUGUGGCUGGUGGGGAAGCCCUACUAGACAGGCAUCGACAGCACAAGCAUGAGAUUGACUCUUAUGAAGACCGAUUUCAAUCAGCUGCUGAGACUGGUCAAGACCUGCUGGAUGCAAAUCAUGAAGCCUCUGAGGAAGUUCGGGAAAAGAUGGAAACACUUGCCAAUAACUGGGCAGCCCUGUUGGAACUGUGGGUCAAGCGUCAGCAUCAGUACGAGCAGUGUUUGGACUUACACCUCUUCUACCGUGACAGUGAGCAAGUGGACAGUUGGAUGAGUAGACAAGAGGCUUUCCUGGAAAACGAGGACCUGGGAAACUCCUUGGGCAGUGUGGAAGCCCUUCGUCAGAAGCAUGAUGACUUUGAAGAAGCCUUUACUGCCCAGGAGGAGAAGAUCACAACCUUAGACAAGACUGCAACCAAACUGAUUGAUAAUGACCAUUAUGAUUCAGAGAACAUUGGUGCUAUCCGGGACACGUUGUUGGCUCGGCGGGAUGUCCUACGUAAAAGGGCUGCCAUUAGACGCAGAUUGCUGGAGGAUUCAUGGCUUUUGCAGAAACUGAAUCAGGACUCAGAUGACCUAAAGAACUGGAUCAACAAGAAGAAAAAGUUGGCAGAUGAUGAAGAGUACAAGGAUACACAGAACUUGAAAAGCCAGAUUCAAAAGCAGCAAGUCUUUGAAGAGGAACUGGCAGCUAAUGAGAUUCUGCUCAAUGACCUAAAAAAAACUGGUCAGAAGAUGAUUGAAGAUGAUCACUAUGCCUCUGACAUUGUAACUGCUCGUGUGAAUGAAGUUGACAGCCUCUGGAAGGAAUUGCUGGAGGCUACAGAACAGAAAGGGACUGAGUUGCAUAAAGCUAACAAGCUGCUGCAAUUUGAAAAUAACGCAGAAGAUCUGAAGCGCUGGCUGGAGGAGGUGAAGUGGCAGGCUGCCUCUGAGGAUUAUGGGAGAGGCCUGGCAGACGUACAAAAUCUACUCAGGAAACAUGGCCUUCUGGAGUCUGCUGUGGCUGCUCGUCAGGAUCAGGUGGACACCAUCACAGACCUGGCGGCAUAUUUUGAAGAAACAGGCCAUCUCGAUGCUGGGGACAUACGGGGCAGGCAGGAGUCCCUGGUGUCCCAGUUUGAAGCCCUGAAAGAGACGCUGGCCACUCGGAAGAAGAAGCUCAUCGACUUUUUCCUCCUGCAUCAGAUCUACAGAGACACAGAAGACGAGGAGGCCUGGAUCCAAGAGACUGAACCCUCAGCCGCUUCCACCUACCUUGGCAAGGAUCUGAUUUCCUCCAAGAAUCUUCUGAACAGACACCAAGUCAUCCAGGCUGACAUUGUCAGCCAUGAGCCACGCAUCCAAGCAAUAACAGAGAGAGGAAACAAAAUGGUAGAGGAAGGACACUUUGCUGCAGAAGAUGUGGCCUCAAAGGUUAAGAGUUUGAAUGAGAAUAUGGAGUCUCUCCAGGUUCGAGCUGCUAGACGGCAGAAUGAUCUUGAAGCCAAUGUCCAGUUUCAGCAGUACCUGGCUGACCUGCAUGAAGCAGAAGCAUGGAUUAGAGAGAAGGAGCCUAUUGUAGACAACAUUAACUAUGGAGCUGAUGAAGAAGCAGCUGGGGCUCUUCUAAAGAAGCACGAGGCCUUCCUAGUGGAUCUCAAAGCAUUUGGAAACAGUAUGCAAGCUCUACGGGAUCAGGCAGAAGCCUGCCAGCAACAGCAGGCUGCACCAGUGGAGGGAGCUGCUGGAGAAGUGAGGGUUGUGGCUUUAUAUGACUUCCAGGCCCGCUGCAACCGAGAAGUCACGAUGAAGAAAGAUGAUGUCUUAACUCUGCUCAGUUGCAUCAACAAGGACUGGUGGAAGGUGGAAGCUGAUGGUCACCAGGGCUUUGUGCCAGCUGUCUACGUCAAGAAACUGGCCCACGACGAGUUUCCUACUCUCCCGCAGCAGCGGCAAGAAGAACCAGGCAGCAUCACCCAGCGCCAGGCACAGAUUGAGAACGAGUACCGCUCCCUCCUUGAUCGUGCAGAAGAACGCCGACGUCGUCUGUUGCAACGUUACAAUGAGUUUUUGCUGGCCUAUGAGGCAGGAGACAUGCUGGACUGGAUCCGAGAGAAAAAGGCAGAUAACACUGGGGUGGAACUAGAUGAUGUUUGGGAGCUUCAGAAAAAGUUUGAUGAGUUCCAAACGGAUUUGAAGACCAAUGAGCCUCGGCUGAGGGAUAUCAACAAGGUGGCUGAUGAUCUUCUAUUUGAAGACCUUCUAACACCAGAAGGAGCUCAAAUACGGCAGGAGUUGAAUACACGCUGGGACUCCCUGCAGCAGCUUGCAGAGGAACAGCGCCAGCUGCUGGGCAGUGCCCAUGCUGUCCAGAUGUUUCACAGAGAUGCAGAUGACAUGAAGGAUCAGAUUGAAAAGAAGUGCCAGGCCCUCAGUGCUGCGGAUCCUGGCUCAGACCUGUUCAGUGUUCAGGCCCUUCAGCGACAGCAUGACGGCUUUGAGAGAGACAUCAUACCCCUGGGGGAAAAGGUGACCAUACUGGGGGAGACAGCAGAGCGGCUCAGUGAGUCCCAUCCAGAUGCCACUGACGACCUGCAGAGGCAGAGAGUGGAGUUGAAUGAGGCCUGGGAGGACCUGCUGGGGCGUACGAAUGAUCGUAAGGAGAACCUAAAGGAGGACCAGAAAUUCUACCUGUUCCUCAGCAAGGCCAGGGACUUACAGAAUUGGAUCAGUGGCAUUAGUGGUGUGGUAUCAUCACAGGAGCUGGCUGAGGAUUUAAUUGGCACCGAGAUCUUGAUAGAGCGACAUCAGGAGCAUCAUGCUGACAUGGAGGCCAAGGCUCCCACCUUCCAGGACUUAGAAGACUUUGGUGCAGAACUUAUAAACAGUGGGCACCGUGCCAGCCCUGAAAUUCAAGAAAAGCUUCAAGCUGUCAGACUAGAGAGGGAUGAUUUGGAGAAAGCUUGGGAACAACGCAAGAAGAUGCUAAAUCAGUGUCUGCAGUUGCAGUUGUUCCAAGGGAACUGUGAUCAGGCUGAGAGCUGGAUGGCGGCACGUGAGAAUGUCCUGAGGUCAGAUGAUAAGGGUUUAUUAGACAGUCUGGAGGCCUUGAUGAAGAAACGCGAUGAUUUGGACAAAGCAAUCACUGCCCAGGAAAAGAAGAUCACUGAACUAGAACAUUUUGCUGAUCAGCUCAUAGAUGAUGACCACUAUGCCAAGGAAGAGAUUGCUGCUCGGCUCAAACAUGUGCUAGACAGAUGGAAGGCUCUCAAAGAACAGCUGACUGCUGAGCGUACAAAAUUGGGAGACUAUGCUGACCUAAAACAAUUCUACCGUGACCUUGAAGACCUAGAAGAAUGGAUCAGUGAGAUGCUGCCCAUAGCAUGUGAUGAAUCCUACAAAGACCCCACCAACAUUCAGAGGAAAUACUUGAAGCACCAGACCUUUGAAAAUGAAGUCAAUGGCCGAGCUGAGCAGGUGAAAGGAGUCAUCAACAUGGGGAAUUCCCUGAUUGAGCGGAGAGCGUGUGAUGGCAAAGAAGAGACCGUGAAGGGUCAAUUGGAAGAGCUGGAGAAACACUGGGACGACCUGCUUACGAAAACAAUUGACAAAGGAGAGAAGCUCAAUGAGGCUAGUCGCCAACAGAGGUUCAACACAGGCAUCCGGGACUUUGAGCUUUGGCUCUCAGAGGCAGAAACACUGCUAGCCAUGAAAGAUCAGGCCAGGGACUUGGCAUCUGCAGGAAACCUGCUCAAGAAGCAUCAGUUAUUGGAAACAGAGAUGUUGACCCGAGAGGAUGCACUCAAGGACCUGAAUCAGUUGGCUACUGAUCUGCUCUCCAGUGGGACUUUCAAUGCUGACCAAAUUGUGGAGAAAAGAGAUAAUGUCAACAGCCGCUUCCUGAAUGUCCAGAACUUAGCAGCUGCACACCAUGAGAAAUUGAAAGAGGAUUACGCCUUGUUCCAGUUCUUCCAAGACCUGGAUGAUGAGGAAUCCUGGAUAGAGGAUAAGUUAAUUCGAGUGAGCUCCCAGGACUAUGGGAGGGAUCUGCAGGGGGUUCAAAACUUAAUGAAGAAGCACAGACGCCUAGAGGGGGAGCUGGUGGCACAUGAACCCGCCAUCCAGAAUGUGCUGGAUACGGCAAAGAAGCUAGGAGACAAGGCUGCUGUGGGGCAAGAGGAGAUCCAGAAGCGACUGGCUCAGUUUGUUCAACACUGGGAGAAGCUCAAAGAGUUGGCCAAGGCUCGAGGGCUUCGACUGGAAGAGUCUCUAGAAUACUUGCAGUUCAUGGAGAAGGCUGAGGAGGAGGAAGCUUGGAUCAGUGAAAAGGAAGCUAUGGUUGCCCAAGGGGAUUGUGGAGACACAUUGGCUGCUACUCAGAGCUUGCUAAAGAAGCAUGAAACAUUGGCUAAUGACUUUGCUGUCCAUGAGACCCGAGUGCAAAAUGUCUGUGCUCAAGGAGAAGACAUCCUGAGCAAGGUGUUGCAGGAGGAAAGUCAGCAGAAGGAGAAGAUUUCUGCCAAGAUAGACGUUCUGAAUCAAAAGACCCCUUCUCUGUCCAAGGCAAUAGCUGCUUGGAAGUUGCAAUUGGAAGAUGAUUAUGCCUUUCAGCAAUUUAACUGGAAGGCUGAUGUGGUAGAAGCCUGGAUAGCUGAAAAGGAAAGAAGCCUGAAGAUCAAUGGCAAUGGUGCAGACCUCGCUGCCUUCCUCACUCUCUUGGCAAAGCAGGACACACUGGAUGCCAGUCUGCAGAGCUUCCAGCAGGAGAGACUGUCUGAGAUAACUGACCUAAAGGACCAACUAGUGGCUGCUCAGCACAGCCAGACCAAAGCCAUUGAGGAGCGCCACACUGCCCUGCUGAGUCGCUGGGAACAGCUGCUGGAAGCCUGUGCAGCCCACAGACAGAAAUUGCUGGAGAAACAGCAGCCCCUGCAGGAGGCUGAGGAGCUAUUCAUGAAAUUUGCACACAAGGCUUCAGCUUUCAACAACUGGUGUGAACAUGCUGAGGAAAACCUGUCAGAGCCUGUGCACUGUGUCUCCCUGAAUGAGAUUCGGCAGCUGCAGAAGGACCAUGAGGCCUUCUUGGCCUCUUUGGAAAAGCACCAAACAUAUUUCAAUGAUUUACUGGAGCUAGACCAGCAGAUUAAGACCUUAAAUGUGCCCUCCAGCCCUUAUACCUGGUUAACAGUAGAAGUACUAGACAGGAUCUGGAAGCACCUAUCUGACGUCAUCAAGGAACGCGAGCAGGAGCUGCAAAAAGAAGAGGCAAGACAGGUCAAGAACUUUGAGAUGUGCCAGGACUUUGAACAGAAUGCCAGUGCCUUUCUUCAAUGGAUCUUGGAGACCAGGUCUUAUUUUUUGGAUGGAUCUUUGCUCGAAGAAACAGGAACUCUGGAAUCCCAGUUGGAAGCAAAUAAAAGGAAGCAGAAGGAGAUCCAGGCAAUGAAGCGCCAGUUGACCAAGAUUGAGGACCUGGGGGACAGCUUAGAAGAGGCUCUGGUCUUGGACGUCAAAUACAGCACCAUUGGGCUGGCCCAGCAGUGGGAACAGCUCUACCAGCUUGGGAUGCAAAUGCAACACAACCUGGAACAACAGAUCCAAGCCAAAGACACCAGAGGUGUGAGUGAGGAGACACUAAAGGAGUUUAGCAAAACAUUUAGACACUUUGAUGAGAAUUUGACAGGGCGCUUAAGUCACAAAGAUUUCCGGUCCUGCCUGAGAGUGCUCAAUUACAACUUGCCCAUGGUGGAGGAGGAUGAACCUGAGCCCAAGUUUGAGAAAUUCCUAGAUGCUGUCGAUCCAGGAAGGAAGGGCUAUGUCUCACGAGAAGACUAUACCUCAUUCCUGAUUGACAAGGAAUCAGAGAACAUCAAGUCCAGCGAUGAAAUAGAGAAUGCUUUCCAAGCCCUAGCAGAGGGCAAGGCCUAUAUUACCAAAGAGGACAUGAAACAGGCCCUAACCCCGGAACAAGUAUCAUUCUGUGCCUCACAUAUGCAGCAAUAUGCGGACCCCCGGGGCCGAAGCCAUGCUGCUGGCUAUGACUAUGUUGGCUUCACCAAUUCCUACUUUGGCAACUGAUAAGCAGCUUUUCCUGUAUCAUAGAAAAUCUUGGUGUGGUGGGAAAUAUUGGGGAAUGAUGGAGACAGGAA